AUGUCCUCUACCUUUACUGAGAAGGAUUCGAAUCACUUUGAUUAUGUUAUUAUUGGAGGUGGGAUUGCUGGUGUUGUGUGUGCUGAAACAUUAUGCGAACUCUUAAACCCAAGCAGGUUUUCUGGGGCUCUCCAGUCAUCAUCAGAUCGUUUAUACUAUGCAUCUAAACGUGUAGCACUGAUAUCGGCUUUUAAAACUGUGAAAACUACAGUCAAUCUACGUCGAAUAAGCAAUAUGAUCGAAACUUUUGAUGUUGAGGAGAAAUCUGGUAGUUCAUGGUCAGAAACAUGGCCUGAUACAUUGACCGUAAUCUGUGAUACAAUGAUAAAACUAGAUCCUUCCAGUCAUACUGUUUAUUUACAACAACGUGGUUAUGAUAAUCCGAUUUUUUAUGACAAAUUAUGUCUAACAACUGGCGGUGUUCCGCGGCUUAUUGAUCCGAAGCAUCCAUAUGUUAUUGGUCUAAGGGAUACAGAGAGUAUCAAAACAUUUCAACACCGUCUACUGGGCACCCGUCGUAUGGUGUUAGUUGGGAACGGAGGUAUAGCAACGGAGAUUGCACAUGAAGUCUCUGGUUGUCAAAUUAUUUGGGUUAUCAAAGACAGUAGCAUUAGCACACCAUUUCUUGAUUCAGUGGCUGCCACAUUUUUAUUAGAAGCAAGAGAAAUGUCAAAGCAAAACGAUUAUGUCGAGAAAAAAACCAAAAUCAGUUCCAAACCAUCUGGAGAUAAAAUCUCAGAGGAUACACAAAUCAGACGCAUGCGUUAUAUUGUGGCUGAGGAUGGCCAAUCAGAGGAUAUCCCAAAAACUGCAGAUCACCUUAUGCUUGUUCCUGAUCAACAGCAGCCGUACAAAUUGGAUAUCAGUAAAUCAUCAGUUGCUGGUGCUGCUCCAGGUCCAGAUUGGGCGUAUGGGCGCAAAUUACAUGGGCGACUUGUCAAUACAGUCGAUGGUAAACUACUUAAAGUAGUUUAUCAAACUAAAAUUAAACAGUUUUUAUCUCCAAAAGAAUUUCAUGACUUAAGUAGAUUAGAAACCCUGCCUUUUACGGACAAGUCCAAUGAUAAUGUGUCAUCCGUUAAUGAUUGGCCAGUUUAUGUAGAGUUAACAAAUGGUGAAAUUUAUGGAUGUGAUUUAGUUGUAAGUGCAGUUGGCGUUGAAGCAAAUUUAAAACCAUUAAACAGACAUCCUAGCAACGUGGAUAAUACUACUCAUAAUGAUGGUAAUACUAAUAAUAUUAAUAAUAAAGGAACUGAAAUAACAGAGUCAUCUAACUUGGAUGCCUUGUUUCGUUGCGCCCCUAUGGAACAUGGUGGUGGUCUGUUAGUAAAUGAACAAAUGGAAACAAGUUGGAAAGAUGUGUAUGCAGCUGGAGACUGUGCAUGUGCCAAUUGGACAUGGUCUCCACAUUGGUUUCAAAUGAAAUUAUGGAGUCAAGCUAGACAAAUGGGAUUUCAAGCUGCCAAGUCUAUGUUUUGUCAAAGUCGAGGAGACCACAAUAUCCCACUGGAUUUUUCUUUCGAACUUUUCACUCAUGUGACUUACUUUUUUGGAUUUAAGAUUGUUCUCUUGGGUCGUUUCAACGGUCAGGGUAUGGAUCUAUCCGCACCAGAUACUUAUCUUUUAAUGCGUGUUACACGUGGACGAGAAUUCAUCAAAUGUAUCAUGCAAUCAGGUCGUAUGCAAGGCGCAAUAUUAAUUGGAGAGACUGAUUUAGAAGAAACUUUAGAAAAUUUAAUUUUAAAUCAAAUUGAUUUGACUAAUUUAGAAGAUCGUCUUCUUGACCCAGACAUUGAUUUAUCAGAUUAUUUCGACUAG
This is a messenger RNA of Schistosoma rodhaini, 1818 nucleotides long. The record is from the annotation of a GenBank genome assembly. Lineage: Eukaryota; Metazoa; Platyhelminthes; Trematoda; Strigeidida; Schistosomatidae.